UUUUUCCUGUUCAAGAAUAAGCUUUGCUUUUAGUUGUAAGUACUUAUGUUCAUGACGAGCAGCUUGCUUUAACAGCUAGCUUACCUGAAUAAAACACAAUUUGGUGGCACAGGAAUUGAAGCAAAACUCAAAUUGCUCGCCGAGUCCUCAAGCAUUAUUCUUCAGGAAAUCAAACAUGGGCAUUCAUAAGGUGUCCGAAACUGUUGAAAGACUAUGGAACGGAUGGGAGCUUCGCAUGGUGAUGUUGCUUAGUCUCUUUCUUCAAAUUUUUCUUAUAAUCUUUGGGCGUAGACGAAAGUAUACGGCAGGAUUCUGGCUCGGAAUUCUUGUUUGGUUAGCAUACUUGUCAGCAGAUUGGGUGGCAACAUUUUCAUUGGGUAUCUUGGCUCAAAAGCUUGGAGAUUCAGAAACGAAUUGUAUAAAUUCAAAUCGAGGAUUGAUCCCGGCAUUUUGGGCACCGGUCCUCCUUGUGCACCUCGGUGGCCCGGACACUAUCACCGCAUAUUCAAUGGAAGACAACGAAUUGUGGUUAAGACAUCUGUUGGUGCUAGGAAGCCAAGUUGCUGUGGCUUUUUAUGCCUUUUCGAGGUCAUGGUGGAGUAAGGAUCCUCUGUUAUUUGUAGCCAUUCCCAUCUUUGUUACUGGAAUUGUUAAAUAUGGAGAAAGGAAUUGGGUUCUGAGGUCAGCAAGCUCGGAGCAGAUCAGGAAAUCUGAAUAUAGUGAGAUGAAUGAAUUACGUCUCAAAUUUGAUGAAUUUUCAAACUCCGAGUUGUUUGGAAUGACUGCUGAACGACUGACUGAAAGACUAGGCUUGAGAGACAUAAUACCUGAGGCUAAAUUUCUCCACGAGGCAAAACUGUUUUUUCAGAUGUUCAGAGUACUAUUUGCAGAUCUUGUUCUUGCCGAUUCUAAUCAUUUGGCUACUCAUAUUAUCCUAAGAGACAAGAAAGCAACGGAAGCCUUCAAAUUAAUUGAAGUUGAGAUGGGAUUUAUGUACGAUGUGCUUUAUACGAAGGUGACGAGGGUUUGUUCGUCACGCAUCAUUUUUCGUGCUCUCAGCUUCUUAUGUUUUGUUUCUGCGCUACUUGCCUUCUCACUAGGUAUGUCCAGAAACAACCAUGCCUAUUUAACAACUGAAAUAACCAUAUCAUACUUCUUGUUGGUGGGAGCCAUCAUUAUUGAGAUUUAUUCAGUAGUUUAGCUUCUUUUCUCU
This is a messenger RNA of Populus euphratica (Euphrates poplar), 1213 nucleotides long. RefSeq lists its product as uncharacterized. Lineage: Eukaryota; Viridiplantae; Streptophyta; Magnoliopsida; Malpighiales; Salicaceae. The coding region runs from base 176 to 1201 and encodes 341 amino acids. The record is from RefSeq and is a predicted model, not a curated record. The transcript is spliced from 3 exons.